Labrus mixtus (cuckoo wrasse) is the source of this 2374-nucleotide messenger RNA. Its product is annotated as somatomedin-B and thrombospondin type-1 domain-containing protein. The coding region runs from base 245 to 1036 and encodes 263 amino acids. The transcript has 5 exons. NCBI's taxonomy places the organism in Eukaryota, Metazoa, Chordata, Actinopteri, Labriformes, Labridae. The record is from RefSeq and is a predicted model, not a curated record.
AGCUCUGAGGGGCGGUGUCCAGCAGGCGGAUAGAAGGGAGCUGGUGCGCACUUAGGCUCCACUUUUACGCAUCAGUUGUUCGUCUAGGCAUCAAUGCCGAAGAUACCUCCAAUCUGGAUUUUUUUUAAUGCCGAAUUAUUUUAUCUGUGUAUUUCGACAUAAGUAAGGUUUUAAGCAGGAAUCCAAAGUAGAGCAUACAUCAGCGGAGUGAGCGGAACAAGUGGACCCAGAAAAAGUUUCCGUCAUGGGAGCGCGCGGAUGGAGCUCAGCGCGUCUCGGGUUCGUCGUUUGUGGAUAUUUUGCGUUUUUCUGCGGGGAGAUUUUCCCUCAGGCUGAAGCGGGCUGCAGGGAGAGAGAGAGCCCAAACUGCUGCACCGGCCGGAACAAUGAAUGUUUUGAGUACACCAGGAGGAAAACGGUAUGCUACUGUGAUACCUACUGUCAGAAAACCAGAGACUGUUGCGAGGACUACCAGAGUGUGUGCCAAAUAUCCGCAGCCAUUGACUGUGUGGUGGGCUCCUGGGGUCCCUGGUCUCCAUGCACAUCACCAUGUGGUGUCGGCAGCACGGAGAGGAGUCGCCUGGUGUCUGUUCCUCCGAGAAACGGAGGCACGCCAUGUCCCGACCUCAAACAGCGCCGAGGAUGCUUCGGAAACAACGCCAUAUGCAGCACCGCGAAAGAGGUGGCAAAGAUCCUGCCUGAUUCUUUCAAGAGGAACUUCAAGGACCCGUGGAGGCGACCACACAUGCUGAUGAAGGAGGAGAAGGCCAGUUACUGUGUGUACCUGCGUGUAAAACAGGCCAGUGCAGCGUGUAAACUCAAACUGUGGAGUGCUCAGCUGGUGAGAGAGAGACUGGUCUGUGCAGAGUGUCAGAGUGAUGCCAUGUCAAAGUCAGACCGCUGUGGAGGCGACGGCCUAGAGAGCACCAGAACGUUCUGGUCAGCAGCCUCAGUCCCAGGGUGUCAUGGCUCCUGGGUGCGAGAGUCAUCUUCUGAGGGCUGCCGGUGCCCUCCCUACUCUGUGCUCUUUGUGUGAGUCAACACGCUAACCCCAGACAUGUGUAUGCAGGGACAAGAUUUCCCUCAACACCUCCUGCUUACUGUGGAGAACCAUGCCAGCCAAGCCAGACCGCUCCGAUCCAGAUUACUGGAUGGGUAACUCAAGGAGAUCAGCAGCAUCCUGCCACUUUUUCUUUUCACCUCAUUCUCUGUACUGUAUACACUUUUACUAAGCACACAAAAGUUCUUGCAUUUUACAGCCACAUUAUGUUCUUAUUCUCCUCCAAAGCACAGCAGCAUCUAUAUAUGCCUUCUUUUUUUAUACCUCUGAAUCUUUGCUAUCUACCUCCAUCAAUAUAAUGGCAUUUGUUUAUGCAUAAUGUAUAAAUAUAUAAAUAUAUGAUUUUGCUUUAUACAUUUUCUACUUUUGAUUGUUUAUGUGUUAUGUAUAUGUGACUAUAUGACUACAGUUAUUUGUAUACAACAGUAUAAACACCAAACAGCAGUUGCUGCACCCAGUUUAAGCUCCAGUCCUAAUGGUCUUUAAUGACCUGCAGGUUGGAGACUCUGAAAACUGGUUCAUCCAAAUGUGUCCAUCGCUACAAUCCUUGAGUUCAUAUUUUUGUGUUUUAGAGUUAAGUCCUUUUUAUCUUUCAACAAAAUACAUUUAUACCAGCAAGUCAAGUUGGAUAUCAGGUAUUAAUUCUCAGGUCCUGAGAUUUGUGUCUUUGUCUCCCAUCAAGCUUCCGCCUUCUGAUGUCAACUAUUGAUCUUUAAAGUCAUCUUUAAAGUGACUCAGAUCUGAAAUCAGCCCCAUUUGUUUAAACCUAAGGUUGUUGGAGCGGAAAAAGAGCCAUUUAAGAGAAUCUCACUGGUUCUCUCUGUCCUCUGUGUCCAAGGCAGAAUUGCUUAAUAACUCUUGUUUUCACUCCCCGCCCUCCUCAGAAAACCUAUUACCUUCACAAGGGAGUUUAUUAUCCAAUAUAACUAUCAUGUACAGCCGCGUUCCUCCCAUUUUAUUAGCAGAAUCUCCUCCCAGCACUCCCCAAGGCUCCUUCAUCUUCACUCCUUUUCCUUCUUGUCCUGUGGUGUUGUCUUUAAAAGAAACUACAGCUUGGCCACAGCAUUACCUGCUUAACUUCAAAAGAGAACAGUUGGCUCAGUUCAGCUUCCCUCAUCUCUCGAUCUGUCAGAGGAGGACACGUGGUACCAGUGAAAGGCUUUUCUCUCAGGAAAGCCGUGUCCUUCUCUUUCUUUCCCUUCUCUGUGUCUGUGUUUGUGUUUAUUUAUUAUAAAACUGGUAAUGAUUUUAUUAGUGCAGCACAGCAUACUCUGUACACUGUCCAUUAUUGAAAAUAAAAAAACUACACUGUAA